AUGCCCAUCUCGGCCGGACCGGCGCACUCGGCAAGGACUUCUUCAGCUCUCGACGACACGGUCGGCGGCCCGUGCACGAGAAGGUGAGACCGAAUUGGCACGGGGUCCGGGCACUGCCCAAGCUCAUGAUAUCCAGAAGUGCUGAACUGAGUCUUGUCCGUGUACUCCGUCGACCUGCGACCUUGUCAUUCCUCCUCCUUCGCUUGAUAGACUGUCGCUCCGCUCAGCCUCUGCCAUUGUCCAGCGGCGCGAGUCAAACUCGCAGCCAAGCCCAGAGAUUGGCCACCGAUCAAGCUCUCCCAGUCAAUUGAAUGGUAGGAGUAUCUACCGCGCUGAACUACUAGAGUCCUCAAGAUCACGGUCAAACACUCCGAUACAUCGGGGCCCGUGCCCCCCUAAUCGAGUCAAGUCGAGCGAACUGUCCUCGCCGCCGGCUCCUGAGCAGCGGCGAACUAGCAAUCGCCGAUCCCCGAACAAGGCCGCUCGCGCCGACGACAUGGCACAAAGCUCAGAAUCGUACUGCUUACCAACACCAACACCCUCCCUUCAACAACUUGCUCCAACACAAAUCACCGCGGGUGGUAUCUCUCUCAUUUCCACCCCUGCUGCGGCGCCACAGGCCCCUACGGCGCUCGGUCCUCCUCUCCUAUCGUCGCCAAGCGCCGCUCUCUCUGCGAUCGAACUCGAGGAUCUCGAUAAGGACGAGCUCAUCACGCUGAUUAGGAAACAUUUACCGAACCGAGCAACUGUUCCCGAUAUCGACCCGGAGUCGUUGGACCGACUACGGCGCCCCAGUCCUCGCUCGUCUCGCGUUAGGAAGAGGGCCUCGGGUGCUCAGAACGCGUCGAUCCAGCACCUCGUCACGAGACUCGUCCCGGGUCAGAAAGAAUCGACGCUUUCGGCACUGACAAAAUCCGAACUGGCGCAAGGCCUCGUUUCCACCGACUCAUUGGUCAUCAACGUCUCAUCCCCUGAUGACCUUAUGGCAGUUGCGCCAAGCAUCCCCGAGACCAGCAAGGAGCGAGAGCAAUCCUCAGCUAUGGCUUCCAAGUCGCCGAAAAAAUCGGCCAAGCGAGAUCGCAACCAACCCCCUCGUCCUUCCAACCCUUGGAUUCUGUACCGCUCGGCACAGAUUCAGCGGCUUCGAGCCGACCCGCGGUUUGUCGAAACCUCACAAGGCGAAAUAUGUGAGCCAAGUGCCGGGUCAGCUCCCCCAUCUGCAUCCAUAAUGACCUAAUGAGAGAUCUCGUCUGUGCCCCAGCCAAACUCAUUUCCUACAUGUGGAGAGACGAGGACCCGCAAGUGCGGCUCAAGUACGAGCAGCUCGCAGCCGAAGCCAAAGCACGCCAUGCCGACAAGUAUCCUGGUGAGUCUCGGCCACUCAAUGUAACUGGAUUAGAAACUUGAACUCAAAAUUGAACUCUUCCUUCACCCCGGAUCACGUCUGCGUCCCUUCUAGGCUAUACGUAUCGACCGGCAAUACGUGUCCGCCGCAAAGCCGAAUUGGCUGCGGAUGGCAGCUCGCCGUCUUCCAGCGCCUCACGAUCGCGUCCUGGCGUAUCUGGGCCAUCGAAAGCACCGCAAUACCCCAACACCUCGAUCUUUUCACAUCCAACCGCGAUUGAAAUGCCCUCUCCACCUGCCUCCCCAACGACUCAAAGCUGGGAACAACUUACGAACGCAAGCUCGACCUCUAAUUGGCUUCAUUCGAUCCCGAGCACACCUGCAGCUCUUGACGCCAGUAUCAAUGACCUGCUCGCCUCAAUCAACAAGCAGAGUAAUAUUUAUUCUCCCGGAUACGCCAUUGAUCCCAUUUUCAACUGCGCCGACUGUGGAGACACAAGCUCAUCAUCUUCGGACGCCGACCUUGAAUCGCCAGCGUCGAGUGCCUUCACGUUCCGGGACCAUCUCGCACCUAUGUCGGCCCCCGCAGCCUUCUCCUUCUUUGACUUUGGUCUUGUUCCAUCGGCUUUGCGCCAAGCUACACCCAUUGCGACGGCUCCACUGUCGCCUGAGUGGCUGACUUGCACGCCACUCGCCAGCUAUCCGUCCACCAAAUCUUUCUCCAUCGCUAGCAAUAGUUCGAUGUCGAGCAGCUCACCAAGCCUGUACGAUGAUAACGGAGAAGAUCAAUUCGGCCUUCCCAAAUAAGACGAAUUUUCGAAUGGAUGGCUUUAUCCCAGUCAGGAAGCUUCUCUGACUCAGGAGACGGCCCAAGGUCGGACCGUGGCGAACGUUGGGCAUCACACGUUUCCCUCGUCAGGUUCUGGCGACGAUAUUAUGAUUCACGUUGACCAUAUUCGUCAAAGCGCUGAUGAUCAGGAGCGAUCCCCUGCAAAGUUUGUCUCUUCCCUGUUUGUAAAAAGUUCCGUCGAACCGAUUUAUGUCUGA
Messenger RNA from Microbotryum saponariae, 2391 nucleotides. The record is from the annotation of a GenBank genome assembly. Lineage: Eukaryota; Fungi; Basidiomycota; Microbotryomycetes; Microbotryales; Microbotryaceae.